Colletotrichum karsti is the source of this 2232-nucleotide messenger RNA. RefSeq lists its product as uncharacterized. Lineage: Eukaryota; Fungi; Ascomycota; Sordariomycetes; Glomerellales; Glomerellaceae. Gene Ontology annotation, biological process: retrograde transport, endosome to Golgi; protein targeting to vacuole. The record is from RefSeq and is a predicted model, not a curated record. Gene Ontology annotation, molecular function: phosphatidylinositol-3-phosphate binding. Gene Ontology annotation, cellular component: endosome. The coding region runs from base 1 to 2232 and encodes 743 amino acids. The transcript has 5 exons.
AUGUCGCUCUUUGGAUCAUCACCACCGGCCGAAACGCCCUCACAAACUUCCGCCGCCCCCUCGCGAUCUCUCUUUGACGAAGAGCCCAUGUCCAAGUCCGGUUCCAAUUCCUUGUUUACCGACGACGACUUCGCCGGCGCUCAAGGCUCGCCCUGGGACAUGCCCACCCCGAGAAAGCAGCAAUCCCGUGCCGACAUGAUCCGCAACCUGCUCCCGGCCUCCGACGUGCCCGACGCCUACAUCGAGACCUUCGAUACCGUCGUGCGCGAGGAUGGCAGCGGAGGGCGCGUUCACGCUGGCGGCAUAGCCAAGCUGUUCGCUGCGGCGCGCCUCGGAGCUGACCAGCAGGCGCAGAUCAUGUCCAUGGUUGUGCCGGCUGCAGGUGGCGACAUUGCUGUCGGACGCGGCGAGUUCAACGUCCUGCUUGCUCUCAUCGCCUUGGCUCAGGAAAACGAGACAAUCAGCCUCGACACUGUUGAUGAACGACGAAGAAACCUUCCACUACCCAAGCUGGCCGGCCUGACUGCUGCUCCGGUGAUGCCUCCCGUCUCCGAGCUUCCUCCCGCCAACCCUCCUCAGGCUUCCCAGACGCACACCCCCGAACCUCCUGCAUCGCCGCCGAAGCCAAGCACCCUGCGCCGACCCCCGAUGGACUUCCCCGAAUCCGACGAUCCAUGGAACUCCCCCGACGUACACAAGGGCCAUGCCCAUGCCGCCGUUGAGUCUCCCAGCAGAACCAACGGCGCCAGCCCACAGCGCCCGGCCGCCAACGGCAACGGACAUAGCAAUGGUGGUUUUGGCACCUCCCCGAGUACUGCCAUUGCUGGUCGCACCAUGUCAUCCUACACCGCUGGCAGCGCUGCCUCCGACACGGGUUCUGGCCGUCAGAAUGUGAACACUGGCACAUCGCCCGGUGGCUGGGGCGGUUAUUUCGAUGGCAACACUUCCGGCGGCGGCUUCAACGAACCCACCCCGAACCCGGUCACCAGUCCUUUCGGCAGUGCUGGCGGCGGGCGGGAGCCGACUGGGAACUCCCCAAGCGUGCCUACUCUGAGGAAUUCUACAAGUGGACGCACGGGAAGCAGCGUCGAGGAGAGCAUUGUCGUCAACCUGAUGCCAGAGAAGGAGGGUCUGUUUAUGUUCCAGCACCACAACUACGAGGUCGCAAGUAUGCGUCGCGGCAGCAAGGUCAUUCGCCGCUACAGUGACUUCGUAUGGCUUCUGGACUGCUUGCACAAGCGGUAUCCUUUCAGGGUGCUGCCUCUGCUGCCGCCGAAGCGCGUUGCUGUCAACGGCAAUCACCUCUCCAAUGACGGCGCAUUCAUCGAGAAGCGUCGCCGAGGCCUGGCAAGAUUCCUCAAUGCCCUCAUUCGCCACCCCGUGCUCAGCCAAGAGCAACUCAUCAUCAUGUUCCUCACUGUGCCAACUGAACUCUCCGUGUGGCGCAAGCAGGCCACAAUCUCUGUGCAAGACGAGUUCAAUGGCCGGGUUCUCCCGCCUGGACUCGAAGACUCGCUGCCACCUACCCUCGAGGCCUUGUUCGACAAGACUCGCUCUGGUGUGCGGCGUUCGGCCGAGAUAUACAUUAACGUGUGCAACAUCAUGGAUCGCCUUGUGAAGCGCACUGAGGGUGUGGCUGCUGACCAUGCUCGCAUCGCCUUGUCUCUUGCGUCCCUGACCGAGACGAGUGCCGACACGUACGCUACCGAUACCAACGAGGUGCCCCUGCUCAAUGACGGCCUGAACUCCAUGAGUAGGCAUCUGAGGACUGGUCAGAGUUUGAUGGAAGAUGAGAGCAAGGCCUGGGACGCGGGCGUGUUGGAGGACUUGAAGCGCCAGAGGGAUGCCCUUGUCAGUGUUCGCGAACUUUUCGACCGAAGAGAGCGUCUCGAUAAGGACAAUAUCCCGUACCUCGAGAGGAGGAUCCAGACGAACGAGACGAAGCUUGCCAACCUCCGCAGCAAACCCGAAGGUAUGGUCAAGCCCGGUGAGAUCGAGAAGGUGGUGGAGGCCAUCAUCAAGGACAAGGAAUCCAUCGUUAGCCAACACAACCGCUCCAUCUUCGUCAAGGAGUGCAUCCGCGACGAGCUCAUCUACUUCCAAACCACCCAAUUCCACAUCUCCCGCUGGAACCAGGACUGGGCCCAGGAGCGCGUCAAGUACUCGGAGAUGCUGGCCGAUAAUUGGCGCCGUCUCCUUGACGAGCUCGAAGGCAUGCCUCUCGGCGACUAA